AUGCCUGUUUCUGAAGCUGAAACCAUUUCAGCUUUGCGGGUUCUUCUCAAUUCUUCGAAGAAAACACUACAGGCCCAUCGUGACCUCACGCUCCAAAAGUUAGAACAGGUCAAAUCCGUUCUCGCCGUCAAAUCUCACAAUAACGACACAACGAGCUCCAACAUACAAGCAGAGCCGUUGCCCCUUCGUAACAAUACCAGCUCGCAAUAA
Penicillium soppii is the source of this 210-nucleotide messenger RNA. RefSeq lists its product as uncharacterized. Bases 1 to 210 code for a protein of 69 amino acids. The record is from RefSeq and is a predicted model, not a curated record. The transcript has a single exon. Lineage: Eukaryota; Fungi; Ascomycota; Eurotiomycetes; Eurotiales; Aspergillaceae.